This is a messenger RNA of Mytilinidion resinicola, 431 nucleotides long. RefSeq lists its product as uncharacterized. The coding region runs from base 74 to 355 and encodes 93 amino acids. The record is from RefSeq and is a predicted model, not a curated record. The transcript has a single exon. Lineage: Eukaryota; Fungi; Ascomycota; Dothideomycetes; Mytilinidiales; Mytilinidiaceae.
CUUCGUUUCUUUCUCAUCCAGACCUCGUCGUGGCAUCUGACUGCUGCUCCGCGGGCGUAUUCGACCGUGAGCGAUGCCGAGGCGGCUCCUCUUGCGGUGGUCACUAGUCAGCGCCACCGUUGUGGUCAUUUCGGAUCAAGGGAGCGUGGUGGUUGGUGAUGCGUUAGCGCGUUGUGGUCUGAGAAACGAAAGAUCGAAGCGUCAUCCAUCGGACCGAAGCGCAUCAGCUGAGGCAGUAUCGACAACAACGAGCACCGCCUUCAGAAAGGGAAGAAGCGCGAAGGGAGUACGUCGUUCAAGUAGUCGCUCUGUUCAUCUAGGAUUACUAUAUAGUCGGAAUUUGAUUACUGAGUAGAUUGGCCAUUCACGUGACUUGUAUCAUUUCGCACCAAUCAGAAUACGGGGAGGCAUUUACUGGUGAGAAAAAGGUG